AUGGACGUCUCCGACAUUACCCUCAACCGCCAAAUUGGCGUUAAAGCUAUACGGCCUGGCUGCUAUCGCUCUGUUGUCAAUCCGACACGAAUGGGCAAGCUCUCAUCGACUGCAUUCGGAGGGAAUUUGUUGGCAAUUGCGGUGAAUUCUACAUACCAGACUGUCUCACAUCUUCAUCACUUAUAUUCCAUUUGUGGGCACUUCCUCCGUCCUGCCACAACAGACCGCAAAUUGAUUUGCGAGGUGCAAAAUGUACGGGAUACCAGGAGCUUCCAGACGCGAGUCGUAAGAGUCAGCCAGGAAGCGGAUGAUGGUUCGAUGAGAGCAUGCCUCGUCGCAUCGGCCGAUUUCCAUGUCGAGGAACCUGCAUCUAUGGUCGCAUACAGCGUUCUCCCCCAAGCUAGCAGUUCUGUGACUCCAGUGUCGGACAAUACGAAGAAUUCUGCGCCCCAUGGGUAUGGCCUUUACAAGUAUAUCGAGAAAUUCACGGAUGUUCAACCAAUCUUCCUUCAAGGCGAUACAGAUCGAAUUCCAGAGACCGCUCCGUCAGUGGUAUCCAGCGAAAGAUUUCGAGUGCGUGGUCCGCUAGAAAGUCAGGCUGAAGAGCUGUCCGCUCUUGCUUUCUACAUGGAUCGAGGUCUUGCGUACAUCCCUGCGGGUCAUAGCGGGUACGAGUUGCUAGAUGCAAGUGCUUGUGCCACUUUAGAUUUUGCUCUACGGAUAUUCAGGCCACAAAUUACCCUAAAGAAUUGGCAUAUCUCAGAACAGCGAACUGCUGUUGCAAACAAUGCCAGGGCUUUUAGUGAGGGGCAAGUGUGGGACGAGAAUGGUAUUCUCAUUGCCAGCAUGACCCAGCAAACUAUGCUGCGCCCUAAACCUGGGUUUAUACCACGGAUCUGA
Penicillium hordei is the source of this 900-nucleotide messenger RNA. RefSeq names its product thioesterase family protein. The record is from RefSeq and is a predicted model, not a curated record. Lineage: Eukaryota; Fungi; Ascomycota; Eurotiomycetes; Eurotiales; Aspergillaceae. Gene Ontology annotation, biological process: fatty acid catabolic process; acyl-CoA metabolic process. Gene Ontology annotation, molecular function: fatty acyl-CoA hydrolase activity. Gene Ontology annotation, cellular component: peroxisomal matrix. The coding region runs from base 1 to 900 and encodes 299 amino acids. The transcript has a single exon.